AUGCCAAACAAGCUUCACAGCGCUCCACCUUUCAGGGCAGAGCACAUGGGCUCCCUCCUACGCCCAGCUAACCUGCUCGAAGUGCGCGAGAAGAUAGCCAACACAGGAAUCUCCGCAGAAGCUGCAGGCCUACCGGCCCUCGAACAAGAAUCCGUCCGCGAAGUGGUAAAAAUGCAACAGGACCUUGGGUUCAAUGCUGUUACGUCUGGCGAGUACAACCGCACCCGAUUCUGGGGGUUGAUGUGGGACGAGUUCCAAGGCACAACCCGUCUCCAAAAUGCCGAUGCCUCGAUGUUCAGACUCUACCACCCAGACGUGGUAUCUCUAAUCGAGAAAGAAAGCAAAGUCAUGCCGGGCGACUCCGUCAUCGCCGGCGGCAAGCUAUCGCACAGCGCAGCUGCUUCGAAAGCAAAUCUUCACGAACUGAAACUCGUGCAGGCAUCACUGCCACGAAGCAAAUGGCACACUAUCAAACUGACGAUGAUCACGCCUGCGUGGUUCCACAUGCGGUACAAGCAAGGCCGUGCAUACGCACCUGAUGCCUAUGCUAAUGACACCGAGUACUUUGCCGAUGUGGCGAAGGUGUAUCGUGCCGAACUGGCAUCGCUGUAUGCAGCCGGUCUGCGGAACGUGCAGUUUGAUGACCCAGGGAUGGCAUAUUUCUGCUCGGAGGCGUUCCGACAGGGGUGGGCGGAUGAUGCAGAUAAUGUGGGGUCAGUGGAGGACUUACUUGAUGCUUAUAUCAAUUUGUAUAACGAUUCGCUGGUUGGGUUGCCGGAUGAUCUGCAUACGGGGAUUCAUCUUUGUCGGGGGAAUUUUAUUGGUGGGAGGUAUUUCUCGGAGGGGUCGUAUGAAAUCAUUGCGAAGAAGUUGUUUGAGGAAUUGGAUGUGAAGACGUUUUAUUUGGAGUAUGAUACUGAGCGAGCGGGGGGGUUUGAGCCCUUGAGGUUUUUGCCGAAGGAGAAGAAUGUGGUUGUUGGGGUUGUUAGCACGAAAGUUCGUGAGUUGGAGGAUAAGGAGACGAUGAAGGAGCGUAUUUAUUCGGCGGCGGGAUUUGUUGCUGAGGGCUCUGGGGAGACGAGGGAGGAGGCGCUGAAGAGGAUUUGUGUUAGUCCUCAGUGUGGGUUUAGUACUCAUGAGAGUGGUUAUCCGCUUCUUGUUGAGCAUCAGAAGAAGAAACUGGCUCUGGUCAGACAGAUUGCAGAUGAGGUUUGGGGAGAGACGUGA
Molecule: messenger RNA, 1227 nt
Organism: Penicillium paradoxum
Lineage: Eukaryota; Fungi; Ascomycota; Eurotiomycetes; Eurotiales; Aspergillaceae
Product: cobalamin-independent methionine synthase II family protein
Exons: 2
Coding region: 1-1227 (408 amino acids)
Molecular function (GO): 5-methyltetrahydropteroyltriglutamate-homocysteine S-methyltransferase activity; zinc ion binding
Source: RefSeq, a predicted model, not a curated record